This is a messenger RNA of Engraulis encrasicolus (European anchovy), 3061 nucleotides long. Its product is annotated as piggyBac transposable element-derived protein 4-like. The record is from RefSeq and is a predicted model, not a curated record. The coding region runs from base 855 to 2819 and encodes 654 amino acids. Lineage: Eukaryota; Metazoa; Chordata; Actinopteri; Clupeiformes; Engraulidae. The transcript is spliced from 3 exons.
UAAAGAAUUUGUUGUCCUAUAGACUGUACACAAGCUUAUAAUGGUCAUACCACACACCGUUCGAAAGCUGAGAACGUCAGCUUUCAUAUGAACCCAUCCUCAAAGAUCAACACUCUCCACACAGCUAACAGUGGGCUAAUCUUCUCUGUGUGUGAUGUCAUCAAAAUUGCAACCGAAAACGGGGUGUACUUACCUUUGAAAAUUUCUCAAUAUUCCCAACGAAUGUUUUAUGGUCCAAGAUUUCUUCUCUGAGUCAUCCAGUGUCCACAAUGUUGGAAUAUCCAGGCCAUUUACUUCAAAUCCUUGUGUUUUUGUGAUAAUCCCAAUGUUUCCUGGCUUCCUGCAUACGUUGUGUAAUUGUAUUUCUUCACUACAAGCGUCUUUGAAGACGAAGGAAUCCACUCCACCGCACGAAAUGCGCAAAACAGUGCCUGAAUGAUGUUCUCGAAGGUCUUAGCUUUUGAUUGACACCACCCACGAGCCAAUCGGAUCCUCCUAUGGAAAGUUACAGGCGAUUGAAGACCAAUAGGGCACUGCUAUUCAAAUCUGACCUCCCGUCUUUACCUCGCCAUUGGCGUAGGACAGUGAGAGUUUCGGGUUUCAUGAGUCACUGAAUAUUAUAGUUGAGAUUCAUAGCUUUCAAACGAGCUAUCACUCGACUGCCUUGGACUUACAGAGAACCACCCACUUGCUGUUUUCGAUGUUUGCGUAAUUGCUCGCGUAAACAGCAAGCUGUAGAGUUUUGAGAGGACGCACCGUUACGCGAGAGAACAGUAGACUUUACACAGACUUCGGAAGACAGCACGGGACAUACAGUUUGCGUACAGUCUUACAGACAGUCUACUGCGUGCAAAAUGUCUGGUAAGAAGGCAACGAGCAAGAAGAAGAAUGUUGCUGGCCCAACUAAGAUGACUGCUCAACAGGCAGCCGAAUGGAUUUUACAAUCCAGCGACGAAGAGUCCGACGCAGGGAGCAUGUCAUCGGUUGACUCUGUGGCAUUUUUGGAAGGACUCGAUCCAGCCUUGGAGAUAUCCUCUGAUGCAGACUGGCUCCCUGAACAGGAGGAGGAGGAGGGGGAGGAGGAGGAGAGCCAGGUGGAGAAAGAGGGGCAGAGAGUUGGUGAGGAGGAAGGAGACGAUCAACCAUCAGCCUCUUCGCCGGCUACCACCAGAGCAAGGAAGAGGAAAGCAGCGCAGCCAUCCAGCGCCACACCUGCCACCAAGAGAGGCAGAGGAAGAGGGAGAGGAAGAGGAAGAGGAAGAGGACAGGGAAGGCGACAGGAGCCAGAGGGAAAUGGUCAGCCAUGGCAGGGGAUGGACGUGGAUGACAUCAUACCACCACAACCAUCAUUCAACCCCGCUCGCGCUCCAGGGCCCCAGGUCGUGGGGGGGGUGCAAUACACCAUACUGCAACUCUUCAUGCUCUUCAUGACAAGAAACACCCUACAGACAAUAGUAAAUCACUCUAACAUAUAUGGACAAAGGAACCACCCUCAUAGAUGGCAUCAGAUGUCCCUGGAGGAUCUGCUUUCAUAUAUUGGUAUGGUGAUUUACAUGGGCCUAGUUGGGGCCAAGUCUGUAAGGGACUACUGGGCGAAGAACGAACUUUACAAUUUCCCCUUCCCCACAUCUAUGUUGUCCGGGAGAAGAUUUGCAGCUGUCUCCAGCAUGCUGCAUAUUAGCCACCCAGACAGUGAUGCAGAGAAUGACAGGAGGAGGGGAACACAGGCCUACGAUCGUCUGUGCAAGAUCCGCCCUCUCUAUGACGAGAUUAGGACUGCGUGUAAAGCUCACUACCAUCCCCAACAACACAUUGCAGUGGAUGAAAGGAUGGUGAAAUCAAAAGCCCGCUCCAUCCUCCGCCAGUAUAUGAAAGACAAGCCCACUAAGUGGGGGUAUAAACUUUUUGUGCUGGCAGAUUCAUCAAACGGAUACACAUGGGACUUUUUUGUAUAUGAGGGGAGAAACAUGGCACUUCAAAAGGGGCUCAGCUAUGAUUCAGUCAUGAAUCUCGUGGACACGCGUGUGCUUGGCCAGGGCUAUAAGCUCUAUGUGGACAACUUCUAUACUAGCCCUACCCUGUUCAAGGACCUCCUGGCCGAGAAGGUAUGGGCUUGUGGAACAAUUAGAGAACAGCGAAUAGGCUACCCGAGAAGACGUCCAGGAGCUCUCACCUCUCAGUCACCACGUGGUACCAUCCGCUGGAUAAGAGAUGAUCCCGUUCUUUUUGUCCAGUGGAAGGACACGAGGGACGUCCGCUUGUGCUCCACAAUGCACACAGCCCACAACCCACAGACCACCGUUCAGAGGAGGGUCAGAGGGACAGAUGGCCGGUGGCAGCUGAAGUCCAUCCCUGCCCCACCAGCUGUCACUGAUUAUAACAAACAUAUGGGGGGAGUGGACCUCUCUGAUGCCAUGAUCGGGUUUUACAACACCGUUCACAAGACCAGGAAGUGGCACAGGACGUUCUUCUAUCACUUUCUGGACAUUGCCAUCGUGAACGCCUUUGUACUUCAUUCCUGUAUGGCAGCAGAGAGGCAUGAGACCCCCCUUACACAGAAGGCGUUCCGGGAGGCCCUGGUGUUGGAGCUGAAGGCAGCGGGGUCACCUUCAACUGGCCCUCCUCCAUCACCUGCUCCAGCUCCCCAAGGUGCACAUCACAAACUGAGGCACUACACGGAAGAUGGCACAGCAGGGAGGCGGAGGUGUGUGAACUGUUCCCUGAAGAGCACCACAGAGUGCACUUCAUGCCAGGUAGUGCUGUGCUUUACGGUGAAGAGGGACUGCUACAAUGAGUGGCAUACAAAGAACAAUUUGUAGGACUCCCCCCUCCCCCUCACUUCUCUUUCUCUCACUCACACACACACACACACACACACACACACACACACACACACACACACACACACACACACACACACACACACACACACACACACACACACACACAAAGGGAAGAAAGAAUGAUGCUGGACUUCCGGACUGGAUUUCAUUUUCACACUUUUCAUUGCCACAUGGCAUGGUUUGCACCACACACACACACACACACACACACACACACA